UGUUGUUCGGAGUUGGACCUGUUAGAACCGAACCGGUUAAACGACGACCACUCCGAUUUGACCAAAAUGUCGCAAGAUGAGCAACAAAGGAGCGGCACUUUGACACUGACGCUAAUGGUUGCGUCUGCAGCCAUUGGAGGAACUCUUCAAUAUGGAUACAACCUGGCCAUCAUGAAUGCACCCACGACUUUCAUACAGACGUUCAUUAACGAGACCUUCGUGGAGCGCUGGGCUAUCCAGCUGGAAAGCUAUCAGGUGACUCUGGUGUGGACCAUCAUCGUGUCCAUCUUCUCGUUAGGCGGCCUUGGAGGGGCACUUAUAGCAGGGCCCAUGUCCAUUCGCUUUGGUAGGAAAAAAUGCCUGCUGCUUAACAAUAUUUUCCUGCUAAGCGGUGCCUUCUUGGCUUUGACAAGUAGAGCCGCAGGGUCUGUUGAGAUGAUCAUUCUGUCACGUGCCCUUGUUGGAAUUAAUUCAGGAAUCAGCAUGAACGUGCAACCUAUGUAUUUUGGAGAAAGCGCACCAAAGCAUCUCAGGGGAGCUGCGUCCUUGUCCUCUGCUGUUUUUACAGCCUUUGGAGUUGUGUUAGGACAAGUGGUGGGACUAAAAGAGAUUUUGGGCAGUGAGUGGUGUUGGCAGUAUCUUCUUGCCAGUAAUGCAAUUCCUGGCUUGAUUCAACUCCUUACCCUGCCUUGGUUCCCAGAGAGCCCCAGAUACUUACUCAUUGACAGGGGGGACAAGGAGGCCUGCAUCAAUGCUCUAAGGCGCCUGCGGGGCUGUGAGGUCCAGAGCAGCGAGCUGGCUGAGAUCUUGCAAGAACAAGCCGAAACCAAAGGCAUGAGGGCCAGCCAGCCUUGGGAGCUUUUCCAGGACCGCUCCGUGCGCUGGCAGCUCAUCACCGUCGUGGUCAUCAGCAGCGCCAUGCAGCUGUGUGGCAACGACUCGAUCUACUUCUAUGCAGCUUAUGUUUUUAAAGAGGCUGGGAUAUCGAACGAUCAAAUCCAGUAUGUCACAAUCGGCACUGGCACUUGCGAAUUCACAGCCUGCAUUAUAUGUAACCUGCUGAUCGAGCGCAAAGGUCGGAGGUUCCUGCUGAUGGGAGGCUUCAUCUUCAUGACCAUCUGGGCUAUUGUCUUCACUAUUGCGUUGUCUUUUGAGCACUUAGUAUCUUGGAUGCCUUACCUGAGCAUGGGCUGCAUCUUCACCUACAUUCUCAGCUUUGGAAUGGGACCAGCUGGUGUAACUGGAAUCCUGCCCACCGAGAUUUUCAAUCAAACUGCUCGGCCGGCAGCCUACAUGAUCGCUGGCUCCAUGAUGUGGUUGAACCUCUUCAUCGUGGGGAUGAUCUUUCCAUUUCUAGUGAAUGAGAUGCGCCAGUAUUGUUUUGUGCCUUUUGGAACAGUGUGUCUGCUCUCUGCACUGUAUGUCGGCCUGGUCCUGCCAGAGACCAAGGGCAAAUCAUUAUCAGCCAUCACUGGUGAAUUCCACAAGCUCAACUUCAAAAACAAGCAAAAGACGUACAGCCCUCGGAGUCAGUAUCAGCUAGGCGAAGUGUGUACGUCCACGUCCUUGUAGAAGCCUGUUGUCAAAGCAGCCAACUUUGGUCGAUAGAGCUCUUUUAUAUUUUCACUUAAGUGCGCUUUCAUUUUUAAUUGAAAUUCCACAAAUAUUCUGUGUUCAGCUAAUUCCAAAGCAGAAAUAGAUAUUUGUGUGUGUGUGUGCAUAUGUAAAUAUACCAUUAUAUUACAGGACAGUAUAUGGAAGUGUGGAAGAUAGGCCUUAUCAUGUAAAACUGUUUUUUUUUUGUUUUUGUUUUUGUUUUUUUCAAAAAUGUGUAGCACAGAUUUUAAAUUAGAAUGAUUUAAUAAUACAAGACCAACCAAAAAUUUCACAUACAUACAUAGUGAAAUAUUGAUUCUUUCAUCUAUGCUCAAUAAUCACAGAUUUGCUUUUGUGGAAAAUCUGGGCAUGAUAAAUUAACAAAGGAAAACUGUUCUAUGAAUUCCAACAAGUUGAACAGCUACCUAGUGGAAGAACAUUUUAUGGUUUACUGUAUGUUCUUGUCACUAUGCAGAAUGUUACUGACUUCAAACAAAGAUAUAGAAUGCAGUAUACUGUAAUUUAAAUGAAAUCAGCUUUUUUAACUAUUAUUUAGAUGCAGAAUCCCAAAGUGAUCUCAGUUUCUUCAGGUUUUUGAACUUUAGAUCGCCAUUUUCUUUUAAAUAUAAAGUAUAUUGUACACUGUCCUUAUGUCGAUUCGAGGUCGACCGAUAUGGGAUUUUUAAAAUGCUGGUGCUGAUACCAAUAUGAAAAAAGAAAUUCAGCCGAUUGCUGAUAUCCAUUGCCGAUUUUGUAAGCUGAUAUUUGUGGCCGAUAUACUUUUUUUUUUUUAAGCACAUAGAUUAUAAAAGGCUUUUUUAAAUUGUUUCAACAGCUUCAAAUUUACAAAUAUGACCUGGGACUCAAAGGAUUAACUCGGUCUAUUGCUACCAAACCAACUAACUCGCCACGUCUUUUUAUGAUUAUACACACUCGGCAAGAACAGUACAUCAUUUUCAAAUAAUUAAACCCACCAGGAAGUCACGAUGAAAUGUAAACAAGUGAGAGUUUAAAGUGCCUAUGACAGCAUAAAAAAAUCUUUAAUAGCAUUAGUAUGUCAAUUACAAUCAUAUUUUGAGACGAUUCGACUAUGUACAACAAUUUGGCAAAGCGCAGAUGACGAGAAAUUAGUCUUUUAAUCUGCCGUUUAGCCCCGCCUGUUAUUAUAGCGCUCUAGGGUCCCCAGCUAGAGGAUGACAUCGGCUGGGUCACGAUUUCAGUCGACUUCUUGUACCUCACGAGAGGAAUUUUAUGCCACCAAGUUAUUCAGGCAUAUGUCAUUUCCCUGCCCUGGCUUCGGAGACUGAGGAAAGAGCAUAAACAAAGCUGGAGGCGUGAUAGCUAGCCGACAUGCUAACCCGAACAGAGUGGCGUUUUCAAGUUUUUUUCUGCGGCGGGCAGGCAGUGAUUGUCGCCGGGGAGAGAAAGGGAAACUCCAAAAGUGAAAAAUCACACAAAACUACCCCAACUCACACAUGGCGGCGGGAUUGAUUGUUGGGCUGGCGUGAUGGGAAAAAUGAAAGAAUUAAUCCGCAAAAUCAGCUGAAUCCGCAGUCCAUCUGCAUGCUAUAAAGCAAUGGCUAUGUUGUGAGAUGCUGACCCGGGUGACGUCAGAUUCACAUUCUUCCUAAAGCAGAGAUUGGAGGCGGAAGUCACUUAUUUUCAUGGCGCGGGAUUCAACAAUUGAAUAAACAAAACGAUCGCUUCCACACACAUCCAAGCGGUCCAUUGCAUUCAGGAGCAUAAAAUACCGCAUGAAAUAUGAAAUAAACAUGCUUUUUGCUGUCAUAGGCACUUUUUUAAGAGAAUGCUCGCCAUGCUAAAGCUAAUACUAACACGCAUGUUACAAGUUACAUUUAGAGUGUAAGGAUCACUCAGUAAACACCUUAAAAGGCUGAAGCAACAUUGCAUAUUCUCUCAUGCAAGAUUAAUUUUUUUUUACUAUAUUUACAAAACAGGCGAGACUGGCGCUUCCUGUAGCUGCUUGCCUUCAAGCGUCAGCAGGAAGGGCCCAAAUACACCAGAUGCAUGAUCGUUGCGGUUCCGGUCCGACUCCGGUAAAAAAUAGCGCCGGAGCCAAUCCGUUCCCAUUAUAUCCUAUUGUUCAACGUAUACCGGCCGCAUCAGUGCUCUGGAUUGACUGCGAACCACCUCCGGCAUGCCGCAUGCCCCUCAGAUGGUAUAGGCUAUUUUCUAUUUCUGCCGGACACGCAUCCAACAAAAUGGGCGGAGCUGGGCCUGGACGUAACAGCCCAGUUGCUUAUUCACGUUUUAAACACCAGCACACAUCGACGAAGACUGUUUCAUCAUGGAGGUGGAAAGUCACAAAGUGAUAUACGAUGCAGCAGAUUGUUAUUAUAAGGACAGCAUUAAAAGGGAAGCUGCAAGGUGUCCUAUUAUGUGUGUUUUUCUGGCAUUGAUAUCAAACACACGAGGUGCUGACAACUUUGAGCAGGAAAAAAAAAAAGCAGCGCAUCUGAAAGUGGCUCCACUGCAGAAAUUCUCGUGCCCGGUGCACACACAAUGUCAGUUUGUAUACAGAGUCGAGGGGGAAAAGUACGAAAGAGAAUAAAGAGACACCCACAAGUUUCGAGCUGGUGGUCUAUUCAAGACGUUUCUCUUUCUUUCCUACAUUUUACUUGACUUUUCAUUGAAAAACCAACAGUUUGCGCUGGGCACAGGAAUCUGCAGUGUUGAGACACCAAUUCCAAGUACACUGUUUUUUAGUUCGUGUGGUAUAUAACUCGCUCUCCAUUUUAUAAAUAUUACAGAAUAUUUAACAGUUGUUUAUAACAGCUCUAUGAGAUGUUAUGUGCCAUAAAUUUUAAAUGUGCACAAAGAUAUAAACCCACCGACACAACCAAGGGCAUAAUAGGGCCCCGCCCCCCUACCCCCCACACACGGAGCCCUGAUCUUAACAUGAUGCAGUCACUCUGGAAUUAAGAGACAGACAUGACUAAAAUAUCAAUAUCCACAGAAAAAAUGCGCUUUCUCUCUGCUUCUCUGAUGAGUAUAGACUCUGUGUGUUUUUCGUUGUUUUAAAUGGCACAUUAUAGCGCGCGAUCACGCGAGCGCUCACGAGGGAACGGAGUUGGCGGACGGCAGCCGUGCGCAGCCGGUAUGAUUUGCCUGUUUUUGACGUACUGCGUGGCACGCGGUCAACACUGAACCGGACCGGAACCGCAACGAUCAUGCAUCUGGUGUAUUUGGGCCCUAAGUCUGUCACAACCCAAUGUGAGUACCGACAGGAUGUGAGUGGCGCAUGUGUAGUAUAUGCACAAGCUAAACGUGUAUGAGUUGAUUUGCGACCUUUUAACAACAGUUUGGGUUAUAUGAUGUGUUUCGCGGGGUUUUAAUUUUUAAAUGUUUUUUAUUAUUGAUAAUAAUACUAGGACUAAUAAUAAUGGCUGUAUUUUGAGUUAUUUUGAGGGGCACAAUGAAUGUACGCAGUUGUACACUGACUACUUUUACUUUUUUUAGAGUCAUAUCUUCAGUGUGGUCCCAUGAAAAGAUAUAACAAAAUACCUUUAAGGGUGUACUCAAUUGUUUUUUUGUUUUUUUUCGAAAACAUGUUCAUAAUCUCACAUAUGCAAACACAAUUUAAUAGACUCAGAUCCUGUCGAUACUCACAUUGCGUCGCGACAGGGUCCUUCCGUGGUCCUACCGUUAGUCAGUGUUGGCCACAGUUGCCCACACAGAUGCCUGAUCAAAAUCCUUUUUUAUCUUUUUUUUGUUUGUUUGUUUGUUUUGUUUUGUUUGUUGUUAAUCGGCCGAUGUUGGAAAAAAGUCCAUGUAUUGGCCGGACGAUAUAUCGGUUGAACUCUGAUGUCAAGGCCUUCUUAAAAUUAUCUCCAAAGUUUUGUUGUUGUGUUUUUCAAUGGAAAAAAAUGGAACCAUUUGUUUAAAAUAGAAAUAAAUAGACUUGGGCAAUUAUUUUAAGAAGGUAACUAUAUUUACUGGUUUAAUUUAAAAAAAGUCAAAUGGAAAUAAGAAAAAACUGGUGUGACUGCAAUAUCUAUGCAACGCUAUCAUAUCUCUGUAUAGAAUAUGGCUUAUUGUGCCCUAUGUAGUAACAACAUAGAAAUAAGUUAAGUCAUGGAGAGAAAGAAAGUGCUUAGUAUAAUAACUUUUGGGCCAUUUAGAACAAUUGGAUUAUAUCCAAACCGUGUGGACCAUCCAAAAUUGCAUAGACUUUACGAAUGUCCAAACACCAUCAGUUCAAAUAUGACUGAAGAUUAUAAACUUCUGUUUGCACCUAAUUUAAUGUUUAUUUAUGUGGUGAUUUUCUCUUUGUUAAA
This is a messenger RNA of Corythoichthys intestinalis (scribbled pipefish), 5894 nucleotides long. It is a transcript of the gene slc2a11a, whose product is annotated as solute carrier family 2 member 11a. Gene Ontology annotation, cellular component: plasma membrane. Gene Ontology annotation, molecular function: hexose transmembrane transporter activity. Lineage: Eukaryota; Metazoa; Chordata; Actinopteri; Syngnathiformes; Syngnathidae. The coding region runs from base 67 to 1572 and encodes 501 amino acids. The transcript has 12 exons. The record is from RefSeq and is a predicted model, not a curated record. Gene Ontology annotation, biological process: monosaccharide transmembrane transport.